AAGAACUUGAUCUAGGCGAGCGCGUGCGCACCCGUGGGAAAAUUCUCAAGACAAAUUUGCGGUGGCGCUAUAACCUCAACUGAGAUAAAGGAAAGUUCAUUAUUUUCGAAAGCGUUGAGACACACCAGCAGGACACACUCUUGUGUGCGACUUUUGGACCAACUUGGAAGCUUGGAAUUCAUUAGCUGGAAACUGAAUAUCGUACAGGUGCACUGAAGCCCCCUCCUGUCCUGGGGGGUGUGAGAGCAUUAUUCGCCCACGAUGAGAACGUUUUUCCUGCUUAAUGUGUAUUGCAUCAGCCUGCUCUUUUCACAACUGUUGGCUCUAGCGGUGGGAAGCCCGCUGGUGAAGAACAGGUUGGACUUCAUAGCCAGACUCCAUCAGCUAAGAGAAGGAAGUACCAUCUCUCCAGACAUCACCAAGCAAGCAAACGCUGACCAUGGCAUAUCCAUCAACCGCACCUUUCUGUGGAGAGCCAUCCUCUCCAAAUCACCACCUUCAAUGAACCCAACAGGAAUCCCACUCCACAUCACUCAGACAAUGGAAGGAGAGUCCAACGAAGCAGGUGGAGGCCCAAAGCAAAGAGGGUUAAGAGGUCGUCGCUAUGUACAUUCACGAGGUCAUCACAACCAUCAUCACGCCCAGUUGAUGCGCGUUGGAUGCGUCCUUGGUACCUGUCAGGUACAAAACCUCAGUCACCGCCUCUACCAGCUGGUUGGCCAAAGAGGACGUGAAGACUCCUCCCCCAUUAACCCUCGCAGUCCGCACAGCUACGGAUAAGAUUUGGAGAGUGUCUGUCUUAAAUUAAGAACCAAACAAAACAGAGUUACCCAUAUUUGUCUUGUGUUUGUCUAUUUUAUUGCAAGUAGCUUUGAAUAAGAUACUGCUGUAGUACUCUGUUCUCUUGCCUUGGUUUUCUGGAGCGUAAUCUGUGCCUUUUUGGACAGAAAGGACCUCUGUUACUUGUUGACAAACUCUUAAAUUCGCUGCUUCUAAACAAACUUUGGCCAUGGGCACCCCCUUUUUUAUUCUUGAGUCUUUAAUUUAAUAUUGUCAUCUUGUUGAGGUGAUGUAUAAAUUCUAUUCUUCAGAAAAGAGAUUAGUCUGGGAGAUGCCACAUUGCACUCCAUCUCAUCUAAGGCUGUUAACUUCUACAUCACUGAUCAAGCCAUCUAAGCCUUUAAUGUGGAUUUCAAGGUGUGCGAUUGGAUUUCUGUCAAGCCGAGGCCCAAGUAUUCCAAAAGACUUCAAGACUGAACUCACUAACCUCAAUUCUCCAACACGACGACUAAAAAUUAGGAGACUUAAGUUGACAGUUAUUGGUGAUAAGGAACUUAGGGGUCGUUCACACCGUACUUGCACUAAAAAAGCUAGACAAAGCACACCAAACAGAACAGAACUCAAGAGACAAUAUAUGGGUUUUUAAAAGUUAAAUUUCACGAAACACGCUGCAAUGGUCAAAGACGUCCAUCUAGCGCAUGUUUACAUCAUGGGCAAAAGUGUGUUUGGUGUGAAAGGCCCCUUAUGCCCUCAGGUGGUUCAUGAGCAGCAUAGAUUCUAACUUGACUAGUUACUGAAACCUCGAGUUUACAUCAUAGGGUGUGCUUGGUAAACAAUGGUAAAUUGUCUUUAAAAAAAACUAAAUGAUUUUAAAAACACAUUGGUCACUUGGUUGAGAUUGCAUAGCAAUAUAGUGGCACCCUACUCUGAAUGCGGAUUAAAACAUUGUUCCUUUUCCAUGCACCUUGUGGUGCAGUGUCUGAAACAUUAUACGUCACAUGAUUUAUAAAUUCUAAAGUCAUGACAACAGCGGCCAUCUAAAGAAUAAGUUAUAAUCCCCGAGAUCUCGGUUUCCACUCUUACAAAGUCCUGCUGGGCUUUGCUACAUAAAACAGAACCAAGCCUUUUCUGAGUGUUUCCUAAAUUAUUGUUAUAACAUAUCCUUAAAUAACCAUAACCUAGGUUGCAGCUCCAUUACAAACCCAAAAUUAGCUAAAAGGCUGUUUAAAACCAUUUUCUGCCAAUCAAUUCAAUUCUAACACUUGACCAUAUUUAGAAAAGGAAGAAACCGUCAUAUAUUUUAUUUUAUUCCCUUAUUAAAUUACAUAAUUUUGUCAGAAAAUGAUUUAAUGACUAGUAUGAAAAACAAAAUAUUCCCAACACACACUAACUGUCUUAUUUUUGAGAGGGUCAUUUAAAGGAAUAUUCUGAGGCAACACAAGUUAAGCUCAAACGACAGCAUUUGUGGCAUGAUGUUGAUUACCACAAAAUGUAAUUUCAACUUGUUCUUUCUCUUCUGGGGUUGCAAUGAGGUACUUCCAAUGGAAGUGAAUGGAGGCAAUCUGUAAAUGUUUAAAAUACUCAAAGUAUAGCCACAGGAAGUAAACAAUAUGUGUUAACAUGAUUUUAGUGUGAUAAAAUCACUUACUAACCUUUUCUGUGUAAAGUCGUUGCCAUGACGACGCAACACCAUAAACCCUGUAAUCCUGCAAAAACAACAAAUAAUACAUACAUUUUAACAGAAGAAUUAAUGCAUGCUUUUAUGAAAUUAUAAUCUCACAUUUCUGCAUGCAAGCCCUCCAUAAAUUGGUCCCAUUCACUUUCAUUGUAAGUGCUUCACUGUAACCUCCAUUUUUGCAGAAAAGGAGGGACGGGUCGAAAUACAUUUUUGUGGUGAUUAAUAUUAUGCCAUAAAUGCUGUCAAUUGAGCUUAAUUGAUAUUUAACCCAAUACUCUUUUAAGUAAAUUCCUGUUACUCUAAUUAAAGAUUCUUGUUAUACCAAAAUUUGAGGACACAGCAUGCCAAAGUCUUUCAGUGACACUGCCUUCCAGAAACACCUCCUAUUUGUGUCAUGUAUUUUAAGAAUUCCCUUUUUGUUAUAAUAAUCAUGUCUGAAUCUGUGGGUGGGAACACAAACCAAAAAUACCAAACAGGCAUUGGAAGAAUAGUCCUAAAACCAGCCGAGGGUGAGCAGUUCACAACUUUCAUAAACUUUCCCUGACUUUUCUGAAGUCUAUGAAUGUUGGGAAAUGCAUUGAGACAUCAAAGUGCUCUAUGCUUUGCAUGUCUCUGGAUUAAAAUAGCAGAAGUAAUCUGACUAAAACAUGAAAUACUCACCUUCUGGUGGUCUUAAGUUAGUAUCCAGGCCAAGAACCUCUCAGCAUAACCUCUAUGUUAUAGUGCAAUUUACACCGACAUUUAUUUCACCCCCAAAAACUGAAAAUGUACUCACCUGUUGACUUGUUAUUUCUUCUAUGAAACACAAAAGGUGAUGUUAAAAAGAAUGUAACCCUCACUCACCAUUCACUUUCAUUGGAUGGAAAAAAGAUGCAUUGAAAGUGAAUGGUGACUGAAGCUGUAAGUCCCUAACAUUCUGCGAAGCAUCUUCUUUUGUGUUCCGGGGAGAAGAACGUGAGUUUAAAACAGCGCGAGGGUGUUUAAAUGACAACAGAGUAUUCCAUUUUGGGUGUGCUCUCCCUUUAACAUUCUCUUUUUCCAAAACAACCUUCCCGAAUUGUUCCAAAAAGGCAGAGAAUCUACCAAAAAACCUGAUUUUACUUGAUUUUACUUUUCUGUGCAUUCACACUAUACUGUAAUUCAAUGGUGAUUUAUUAAUUUUCCAUUAAUUUCACUGCCAAUGCAAGUAUUUAUCUUUGAAUGGGCUUGAUUUUCAAUUGCAACGGAUUUGAUGGACUUAAUUGUAAAAGUCACUCUCCUUAUCAUGUCUAAUUCUAAUAAUGAUGAUCAUAGGAACUUGGUGGGAGUGGUCACUGGUGCUUUUACAACUAAUCUGCUCGAAGGCUCUCUAUAUAUCUAAUCCAUUCUCUCUGCUGUAACCGAUCUGAUUCAUUUCUCGUGACUGAACAUUAAAAGGCUUUAAACUGCUGAGAGCCUGGUUAAUCAGUACUUUUUAAAGUGUGUACAUGCACGUGGAGAGCCUUUAGUUUUACAUGCCUCAUGUUGACAUAUAUAUUGAUCACAUUCCUGUUUUUUUUUUCAAUUGAACUAUCAAUUUAUUUAUUUUAGGGAUAAGUUGUUGUUAAUGUCUUGGUGUCAUGGGUUGCAACGUAACAAAUACGUCAGUAUCUGGCCCUGAUCGUUAUUUGUACAAGUGUGUUUUUCUUGAAACAGUGUGCUGCCCCCAUGUUCUGCGUAUCAUGGCAGCUUAUUUUUGUGACCUUUGUCCCCCUUCAAAGCUCUACUUGGUUCAUUAAGAAAAGCACAAUGCAUUAGUUUUCACACUAAUGUUGAUGACCGCUGCUCUUCUUAGUGAAGGAAUACACACUGAACAUUACGAAUUUGUGUUCUGGGGACCUUUAAAGAUACACGAGGACAAUAUGUGUGUGUUCAUCCUGGAGCAUUUUGGAGCAUACCCCCAAACCCAAUGUUUUAGCAGAUAUUAAAAGCCAGUUGUGUUGUUACACAAAGCACUUUAUAGAAGGAGCAUAUUUUGUGUUUGUCACUUGAACUUAAGACUGAUGUGACUGUGAGAGUUUUAUUUAAUGAGUUUUUAGCAGGAUCUUUGUGAAUGUAUUUUAAAUGGUGUUAGCACACUGAAUGAUGAGUAGCUGGGUGGACACAGUCAGUAUCAUAUACACUUUGUGAAUACUAUUAUUGGUGAUAAUAUUUAAGUUAAUUUAUUUAUGCAUUUGAGUAUCUAUGUCACCAAAGAAGUCAUUUAUCACAUACAGUGUUGUCUUAAAGCUCAGAGAUAUCCUCUGGGUAGGAAAAAAUAGUAUUUUUAGGAAAGACAACAAGAUGAGUUCUUUCACUCCCAUACAAUGUCCUUUUUUCUCUGUGAAAUAAAGCACUACAUAGUAGUGAGAAUAAAUGUGAUGUUUUGUUCUCUUUUAAAUUUGAAAGUCAGUUCUUUGUGACUCUGAAUGGAUAACAGACAUUAGACUACAAGUACCUUGUGUAACAUACAUUUGACUUAUGUACAACUAGCCAGUCAACAUCACAAAAUAAACAAUAGCUUCGGGUUUUGUAUCACACGGAUGGGGUUUAUUUUAUAUUUAAGUAAAUAUUUUCUGUGCAUUCUCCUGUUUAUUACAUGGCUACUUGUGAAAU
Molecule: messenger RNA, 5071 nt
Organism: Xyrauchen texanus (razorback sucker)
Lineage: Eukaryota; Metazoa; Chordata; Actinopteri; Cypriniformes; Catostomidae
Gene: adm2a
Product: adrenomedullin 2a
Exons: 3
Coding region: 262-780 (172 amino acids)
Biological process (GO): regulation of systemic arterial blood pressure; positive regulation of heart rate; adenylate cyclase-activating G protein-coupled receptor signaling pathway
Cellular component (GO): extracellular region
Molecular function (GO): hormone activity
Source: RefSeq, a predicted model, not a curated record